AUGGCUGAGGUGCUGCUGCAGCUGUUAGUGCAGAGUCGGUACCCCUCUACAGGCGUUGCCGGGGCUACGGUGGAUGUCCCAAAUGGCAAGUUUGAGGAGCCAGAGCCCCAGGGUUCGCAGCAGGCCAAGACUGUUUCCUCCUCCGGGCCUCCUCUCCCGCUGCAGGUUCUCGCCGCCAGCGCCACUCUUGGCAGACCCCUGCACCGCUACCUGGCAAACCUGACUCGGUGGAAGCAGCAGCAGCUAGUGCUGCUGCAGGCACGCGAGCCUCCACUAGAAGGCUUCCCCUUCAAUAGAUUCAGCAACGACCCCCAGCCUUCAAGCCUCAAAAGGUGGCAGCCUGUCUCUGGCGCCUUCGCGACUCCGCAGCAACGGAUGAAAGCGGCAUUCGAGCGCCUCGCAGAUAGGGGCCUGCUGGGCCUACCCCGCCUUCCCCGAGACUCUAGCGAGCCCCCACAAGUGGCUCGUCUAGGGCUGGGGAUGGAUUCGCCCCCAAAUGCUUUCAAGGCCGUGCUGCCAAUCAUCAGGUCAGCAGAUGCCGGCUCGAUGUCUCCGAAGGGCCGUGUGGGGAUCUCUUCGUCUGUUGCUCCGCAGCAGUCCCCUCUUUCUGUGGGUACUCCAGGGGAUGCCUUUGGGCAGCCCCCUCUUUCUGUGGGUACUCCCGGGGAUGCCUUUGGGCAUACUGCUACUCAUUGCCGUCGGCGGGGACAGACUAUUCCUUCCUGCAUAUCGCACGCCCUAUUCCCCGUCCCCGAUAACUCUGCGGAGACUCUUGCAGCUGCUGCUGCUGAUGUCUGUAGCCGACUCCGGCCCCGCCGAGCCUUGCUGCUGCUGCAGGACGGGUCAUCGCUGCGAACACUCCAGCUGUACAUGAAUGCUCAAGGCCACAAGGCAGAGGUGCUGAUCCUGCUCGGUCGGGUGAAGAAUGUCAAGGACUACAUACACCUAGCGGGUCGCGUUGGCCGCUGUGGCCAGGACGGCCUCUCCGUGGCGAUCUCGGACGAUGCUACCCAACGGCAAGCUAUACUUCCUUCUACAUACACUGCAGCGCCCCAGAAGGACAGCAUUUGUUUGUGGCUAGACAAAAGCCUCUCCGUUCCUCAUGCUUCCCAGUUGUUCUCUGGCUUCUGUUCUUGCCCCUGGAUUGUCUCUCAACCCAAUCUGCUUUAUCAUGUAGUGUCUCUUUUCGUUCGCUAA
Messenger RNA from Eimeria mitis, 1197 nucleotides. RefSeq lists its product as uncharacterized. Bases 1 to 1197 code for a protein of 398 amino acids. The record is from RefSeq and is a predicted model, not a curated record. The transcript is spliced from 5 exons. Lineage: Eukaryota; Apicomplexa; Conoidasida; Eucoccidiorida; Eimeriidae.